AGGAAGGCAGCGCGCGCCGGGACAGACAGAGAGACAGGCGGGGUGAGGGAGAGACACACACACAUACACACACACACGCACGCAGCUUGAAGGUUUGCGUGUGGCGUUGGCUGCGUGUGUUGCGUGCAGGAGUGAGGCUCAACCAUGGGGGCCUAUUUGUCUAAGCCCGUUACUGAAAAACAUAGUAGUGAUGAUAAGAGACCGGGUGUUUGUUACGGCGCCUCCUCAAUGCAAGGGUGGCGUGUGUCUCAGGAGGAUGCCCACAAUGCAAUUCUGGACUUUGACACAAACACACACCUCUUCGCUGUGUACGAUGGUCAUGGAGGUCACGAGGUCAGCGCGUACACGGCCCUCGAGCUGCCGCAGGUCAUCAAGAACAUGGAGGCCUAUACGAAAGGUCAAAUUUCGCAGGCACUGACUGAUGCGUUUCUCAAGUUCGACUCUACGCUUGUGCAGCCCGAGGUGGUGACGGUGCUGACACAGAUAGCCAGUAGCAAGGAGGAGGGCUAAUCAGACGACAGUGAAGAGGAUGUAGACGAUCUGUACAGGGAAGCCACCAUGCCCUUAGCAGAGGUCAUCGCCAAGUACGCAGACAAUCCUCAGGUCGCGCGCUGCAAGGAUAAGAAGCAGCAGAAAUUUAUAGGAAGAUACAGGAAGGAGGGAGGAAGGAGGAGGAGGAAGACGAAGAUGAGGAGGACGAGGAUGAGACCUUUCAGGAUGGCUGGGUUGAGUGUUUUGUUGUGCGUUUGUUUGUUUGUUUGUUUGUUUGUUUGUAUUUUUAGUGUCUUUGUGUGUGUGUGCGUGUGUGCGUUUACCUAUACAAAUAACUACACCCGUUUGUCCGUCUGCAGUGACAUAGAAGACGCAGACGCAGAAGAGAGUGAGGAAGACGAAGAGGAGGAAGAGGAGGAGGAGGAGGAAGAAGAGGAAGAGGACGACGAUGAUGAUGAGGAGGAAGAGGAUGAGGAAGAUGGGGUAGAGGCAGAAGAGGACGAAGAUGACCCAUACACUCAAUUUGCUCUCAACAUGAAGGAAGAGCCUGGGUUUGACAGCGGAUGUACAGCCUGUGUAGCGCUGUUGCACGGGUCGGAGCUGUAUGUGGCAAACGUUGGUGAUUCCCGCUGUGUCGUUUGCCAAGACGGUGUAGCCAUGGACAUGUCGCUCGACCACAAACCUGAGGACGACCCCGAGGCGACCCGAAUCAGGAAUGCUGGGGGCAGGGUCACGGCCGACGGGCAGUUAAUGGUGGCCUUAAACCUAUCCAGGGCUAUUGGUGACCACGGAUACAAGCAGAACAAGGCUUUACCAGCAGAGGAACAGAUGAUAAGCCCGCUGCCAGAUGUCCGUUCUGUCACCCUCACCCCCAAAGACCGGUUUAUCAUUGUGGCCUGUGACGGAAUAUGGAAUUCUCUGUCGUCCCAAGAGGCGUGUGACUUUGUGGCCGAACGCUUGGACAAGAUGGGGGAGGACGGCUCUCUCAGCAGUAUAUGUGAGGAGCUAUUCGAGCACUGUCUUGCCCCUGACACACAUGGGGAUGGGACAGGCUGUGACAAUAUGACCUGUAUCAUCAUCCAACUUAAUGGGGUCACGACCUCCUCUAAACGACCCCUGCAGGAAGAGGAGGAAGAAGAGGAGGAGGAGGAGGAGGAGGGGAGGAAGAGGGAGGAGGAGGAGGGAGAGUCUCGUCCAGAAGGGAAGAAGAUGAAGAAAAGUGAAUAAUCUGUAUAUUUAUUAGGUCAUUAUUAUUAUUAUUAUUAUUAUUAUUAUUAUUAUUA
Scylla paramamosain (green mud crab) is the source of this 1775-nucleotide messenger RNA. Its product is annotated as probable protein phosphatase CG10417. Gene Ontology annotation, molecular function: cation binding; protein serine/threonine phosphatase activity. The record is from RefSeq and is a predicted model, not a curated record. NCBI's taxonomy places the organism in Eukaryota, Metazoa, Arthropoda, Malacostraca, Decapoda, Portunidae. Gene Ontology annotation, biological process: protein dephosphorylation.